Molecule: messenger RNA, 5838 nt
Organism: Anguilla anguilla (European eel)
Lineage: Eukaryota; Metazoa; Chordata; Actinopteri; Anguilliformes; Anguillidae
Product: transcription factor E2F3-like
Exons: 7
Coding region: 276-1544 (422 amino acids)
Biological process (GO): regulation of transcription by RNA polymerase II
Cellular component (GO): RNA polymerase II transcription regulator complex
Molecular function (GO): RNA polymerase II cis-regulatory region sequence-specific DNA binding; protein dimerization activity; DNA-binding transcription factor activity, RNA polymerase II-specific
Source: RefSeq, a predicted model, not a curated record
UUCGCGGGAGGGCCUUUCGCGCGUAAACGGAAUCCCUUCAUUCAUUGUCAGCUUCCUGGAGCCAUUUUUCAGCUGGCAGGACAGGGGCUUGCGUCAGUUUUAAAUCCAUCGCAUCUGCCCGCCCGUACGCUAAAUAUACGACCAAAACGGGCAAUAUCCAUAUAUUAGGUUCUCUGCUAACGUUUGUCAAUGAUAUUAUAGGCCAUACAACGUUGGAUUUGAAGAAAAUUCGCUUCAAAAUAAAGGAGGGACAAAAGGCAAUCGAGUCUAUAAAGAUGAGAAAAGGGAUCUCCUCAGCCCCGGAGAAAGUAAUAAUAACAGGGGUUGGGAGCUCUUCGCUGGACAAAAAUACUAUUUUAACGGCAUUGUCAGACCGAUUUACUUCAACCGCUACAUAUAUACAAAUUAUCACCCCGCCGUCCUGUAUCACACAGACUUCAAAUGUCUGUGUGUCCGACCCUCCAGCUAGCAAUAUAUAUACCACUCCUCACGGAACUGCGAACGCAACUGGACAACGAUCUGCAUUAGGACGUCCUCUGGCGAAGCGGCGGCUGCAGCUGGACGAGACUGACCGCCAGUCCCCCAGCGAAGGAGCCAAGACCCCCAAGGGCAAGGGCGGAGCAUCUGCGCCCGGCCUCAGGAGUCCCAGAACUCCGAAGUCCCUGUCAGAGAAGACGCGCUACGACACGUCCUUGGGUCUGCUGACCAAGAAGUUCCUGAAGCUCCUCGGUCAGUCGGCGGACGGAGUGGUAGACCUCAACCGGGCUGCGGAGGUCCUGAAAGUCCAGAAGAGACGCCUGUAUGACAUCACAAAUGUGCUGGAGGGUGUCCAUCUCAUCAAGAAGAAAUCAAAAAACAACAUUCAGUGGAUGGGCUGCAGCCUCUCGGAGGAUGGGACCACGCUGUCGCAGUGCCAGGGCCUGAGUGCCGAGGUGGACGAGCUCAGCCGCCAGGAGAAGAAACUGGACGAGCUUCUCCAGAGCUGCGGCCGGGAUGUGCGGCAGAUGACCGAGGACACGCACAACCAGAGGCUUGCCUAUGUAACGUACCAAGACAUCCGGCGGAUCCGCAGCCUGGAGGAUGAGACUGUGAUUGUGGUCAAAGCUCCUUCAGAGACUAAGCUGGAGGUGCCUGAUCAGCAGGAGAGUUUGCAAGUGCAUCUUACCAGCACCAAGGGGCCUAUAGAUGUCUUCUUGUGUCCGGACGAGAACGCACCCGACAGUCCGACGGCGAACAGAGUCUUUGACGUGAAUGGAAACUCCUCCCCCUUUGUAAAAGUCCAAGAUGAUGGUGCCAGCAGCAGCAGCAGCAGCACCAAGCCUGGAGAUCCACACUCAGCCGUGGUGGUCUCCAACCUCUCACCCAUCAACUCGCCCUACACCUGCCUCUUGCAGCAGACCGAGGACCAGAUGCCCUUCGUCAGCCUGUCUCCGCCCCUCCUCAACGACGACUACUUGAGCCUGGGCGACGAGGGGGGCAUCUGUGACCUCUUCGACGCCUACGAUUUGGACAAACUCCCGCUGGAUGACCUUCUCAGCAACUGAUGGGGAGAAGAAGGGUUGGGUGGAGGGGGACUGUCCCAGGGCAAGACGAGCCCAGCAAGGGCGAUUUGGGACCUCCUGCUGCUUUAUUUGUUUUUAUUAAAGGGUUCUUUGGCUUGGCACAUCAGUCCUUGGGCCCACAGAAUGGAUUGCCUUAAACAUGUCCAUCUUGGAAUAAUUGUAUUACCAGUUGGACAUGUGAGCUGCCUUGCCCCACCCACCCCCCACCCUCUCCAAACAUACGUUUCAGGCCAUGGGUGUCCAGUGGCAGGAUAUUUUUCCAGCAUACUGGGGGUAAGGGUGGAUGGUUUAUACUUAGGCACUGAGGGAAUGACCUGCCAUGUCUUAUUUUAUUGCUGUUACUCUUUAAUAUAGUGCCCUGUGAUUGAUGUGCUGGGUGUUCUGCAAUUUGGCUGGACUGCAGUCAUGUGAUCCCCGCAGAGGACAGCACACUGUAGUCAGAAUGGGUGUGUCUAGCGCCUCCUGUUGGGGUGUGCUACAAAUGGAAUAAGCCGGCCAUAUAUAUUCCACAAAGCUUCACAAAAAUUUGGAGGUAAUUCACCACAAGUGUAUAGAUGUGUGUAUGUGUUUAAUUGUCCCUGAAUGUAAAAAUCUGUCUGAGGAAUUAUUUCUCACUGCAGAAAUGAAACUGUUUAUAGGCAUUAUCUAGUUCUUGGUCUGUUCUCUAUUCUGAUCAGAGGACCACCAGUGUGCUCUGUUCUCCUCCCCAGAUGAGUCAGUAGGUUGGUAUUGUUGCAGAGUCACUGCUGUUUUUUUAUUUUGGAAAAGCAGUGUAAAAUUUCCCUGUUUCUUUCACACCAUGCCUGAAGUGAUUUUGUGUGUGCAGCAAGACAUAGGAUGCCAAAAAUGCCAUUAGGAAUUUUUCCUGGGAUUUCUGUGCUUCACGUAGAUUGAAGCUGAAACUAUUGGUAGUUUGAGGUGUGAAUGUUUAGUCUUGUCCCAUGAUUCAGUGCUGACACCAACCAUUUUUUCCUUUCUCACCAUCCUUGUUGCAUUUACAGUUACUCUUUAACUUUUAUAUAAAACCUUUAGUAUAUAUUGUGAUUAUUAGUGGCGUGAGGUGUGGAAUGACUUUUUCUUGGCAGCCAAGCACAAAUUGUUUUAGCAGAUUUAGUCUUCUAAAUUCUAAAUGCAACACAUGUCUGAAUUUUUUAUGUUGCCAGCACAGGUGAAACUAAAUCACCUUUGUAGGCCAGUCUUGGGUUUCUGUGUAUGAAUGGGGGUUUCUGUUUUCCUGGGCUGCUCAUAGAAUGGUGGGAAGUGUCUGACUUGCUCCCAUCGUGGUGUUACCCUGCGUGUGGAUGUGAAGCAUGAGAGGGGUUUCGAUGGCGCCGUCGCCCCCUGCUCCUGCUGUUCAAGUUCGAACUGCCGACACCAGCUGACGGACCCUAUGAAGGUGCGCAGACCGCUCUAUUGGCUGGGCUUCGCCUCGGCGUCUCGAGUGUUUUUGAAAUGCGCGCUGAUUUUGGAUGCACUUUACUCCUCCUUCUCCUCCCCUGAAUUCGUGCGACAGGCCUCCAUGUUUUAUUGGUGGCUUCGUUUAGGCGGGAGGCAGGGCAGAGUUGUAUUGAAGGAAUGUUGGAAUCUUUCCGCCCGGGUUUUUUGCGAGAAGGGUCUCUGAGACCUUUCUUCUGAGUGACAAAGGGAUUUGCUUGCUGUGCCGCUGAACCUGUGCUGUUCUCGUCGGCUGAAAACCUCAGGACCUUGGGUGUAGUUCUGCCUGUCAGUUCCUUUGCGGAAACUGUUGAUCAAGAAAAAAACGCAUUUGAAACUUCAAAAACAAAAAUGUACAAUUUCCUCAAUGUUAUGGGCCAUAAUUGUAAUUGAACAGUGCCACAGUGUCUGUCAGGUUUCAAAUUCAAAGCUUUAUGGCUUGUAGUAUGAUUCCCUGUACCUUAUUUUAAUGCUCAUUAGGUACUGUAGACUACCUCUGAAACAAGGUAUUUGUCAAGUUUUUUUAACUGUCUGCGCUUGAAUGAAUAGAUCACUUUUUUGAUAUUAUGUUUUAAUUCAAUGUUGACUAUUCUUGCUAGCUUAAGGCAACUGUUAUUCAGCAUUUGCCUUUGACCAUUGUAAAUAUAUUUUCACCCUCCUCCCCACACAUACAUGAGAAUUUAUCAGUUCAAUAUUAUGAUUUGAUUUUCUGUUUGAAAUAGAAAUUGGUAGUUCGUAAUGAGAUUUCUCCCCCCCCCCCCCCAGCUCUGAUUCUUUCAAAGUGUGUAUAACUUUAAACCACUGUCUUGUAUAGCUAUGUUAAUUAUCAAGGAUAUAAAUGUCCAUCUUAAAUAUGUUUCAUUAUGGAACCUGAAAGGGAGGGGGUGGGAGGGAAACUGGGAGCGUUUUGAUGCUUCCAUGAACUUUUGAGUCUGGGUCAUAGUGUAUAAUUUAAAUUUAGCUGCCUUUUUUGUGAGUUUUGUGUGUGGGUGUAUGUGUAAGUUAUUGCAUAUUUUACAUGCAUAUUGAAUUGUGUGAGGAGCCCACUGCCCCAAAAGUAGAACAUGAUACCUAUUAUAUAGCACCAUGUUUGUGUCAGAUCUUGAGAACGUACUGAAUUAUCACUGUUGUGUGCAUGUCCAAACUCCUGUGCUCAGAAAUUGUGCCUUCGUUCAACUUUAUUCUGUACCAAAUAUGCAGUAGGAAAACCCAAACCUUUUGUCACUGUGCUUCUUUUGCAAGUAGAAGAUAAAAUCUGUCAGUAGGUUUUCCCAACAUAGCUAUUUUGCAAAAUUAUUUUUGUAUGUGUGGCAUGUCACAUUUAUAAUCAUUUCAGUGUGCAUUUGUAAUGCACACUUUUCCACUUUUGAUAAAAAGGAGAAUUGGGUGUUGCUGGAUUGUUCACUGUUUGACAAAAUCAUAAUUCUUCACAGUUGUCAUCCUGUAUGGCGAACCUUUUUAAAAUUGUGUCUUAAUGGUGGAUGAUAUUGUAAUAUACCAUGUACUGUUCCAUCAAAGCCACCAACUACAUGUAAAUGUAUUCUCUUGUGUAUGGCUUUUAUUAUCUGAUACAGAUUGUUUUGUCUUGUGUUGUACUAGAAUACCCAUCUUACUGGAAAUCUUGUUUCAUGUCAUUCUGUUUUGUUUUCAAGUUAUGACCUUCACACUGAGGUGCAAAUAGUUUUGAACCUCUGACAUUCAAAGCUUUUCACCUGCUGUCCCAGUCUGCUGGACAUGGAGUUCUGUUUUCUACAGUGGUGGAAAAACAGCUUCAUGAAAACCAGAACUGGAGGAACAAUGAUAUGAGGCUGCCUAAUCAUUAUGUUCCUUUCUGAUUGGUUCAAAUGUCUCAGUGAUUGGCAGCUUGUUUUUGCCCCGCCCACAAAGGCAGUAGUGUCAAACUUGUGUCCUGGAGGGCUGCACAUAUUUGUGGUUUCCUUCGCUCCGCAGCCAAAAAAGGCCUUGAGAACAAGGCGUGUAGAUUCUUUAGCCAUUCAACAGCUUGAAUCGAUGAUGCUGAAAUACUGAAAAUCUGCAGUCGCUGUGUUGCUCCAGGACUGAAUUCUGACAUUUGCGUAUGGGGGGAGUCCAAAUACCUUGUUUUUCCCCUCACUUGUUUUAUGUCUGCAUUUUCAAGUGGGGAAAGGUCUACAUUAGUCACUUUAAUUCCACAUAGCCUAGACAGUUGCAGUUCUUAUGUUUUCAAGGGCAAUGCAUUGUAAAACAAAUUCAAUUUCAUAUGAUGUAUUUGAUUAGAGCAAAAGAGUAUGCUUUUGUCAAGAACCUAUUUCAUUAAUGUUCACUGGAAUGUUUGGCCUUCAGAAACCUAAGUGCUUUAGGUGUUGAAUAUGCAGUUGCUACAAUUAUUUCAUCAUACAAAAAUGCAAGAUCUGUGCCUAUUUUACUUCCUUAUUCACUGCAUUGUUCCAAAAUCUGAUUUUUCAAAAGCUCAGUCAGUCCCCACUAUUUUAUCACACUGCCAAGAGUGAUUAGGAGAAAGAAUGGAGAGUCAAGAUUUUACAAAAUCCAGAUAUGACACAGGCCUUACUUAAAUUUUCUUUUCUGGUGUGUGUGUGUGUGCAUGAAAAUAUUUUGUGAGUUAAAUGAAUGUUGGGAAAAUAUGUAGUUCAUUUUAUAAGUGUGAAAUGUGUAUAGAAUUUAAAUUGUAUAAAAAAAUAUAAAAUGGCUUUGUAUUAUGUCACUGAAGAGCUUUGAUAUAUACUGUGUACAUGUCUGAAAUAUGUGUUCACUACCAUUUCAGACAGCUGAUGGUGAGGUUAUUGUUUUCUAACCUGAAGGUUUGAAAUUCACCAAAACUUGAAUAAAAGCAAUAAUACCUAAA